AUGUCGAGCGAUAAACCGAGUGUGCUGGUUGUUGGCGGGCUAGGUUUCAUCGGCCGUCAUCUCGUUCAUCAUAUACACAAGAACAACCUCGCCUCAGAGCUGCGGGUGGUGGACAAACUGCUUCCUCAGCUUGCAUGGCUUUCUCCCGAGAUCACUGAAGCAUGCAAAGACCGUUUUGUCCAGGCAGAUGCAAGCCGUGAGCAAUCACUCCCCCGUGUCUUUGACCGUUCAAACGGCGCCCAGUUCGACCUCGUUAUAAAUUGCGGCGGCGAAUCUCGAUACUCCCAUCCAGAUGACGUCUACCGUCUGCGUAGCCAUGCGUUGUCUCUAGCGCUCGGUAAAGAGGCUGCUCGACGAGGGAUCAAGGCCUUUGUCGAGUGCUCGUCUGCCGCAAUCUACAAGUUCGACGAGAAGCCACGCAAGGAAUCAGACAGGCUGAAGCCAUUGCAGAAACUCACCAAGUGGAAAGUCACUACGGAGGAAGAUCUCGGGAAGGUAGAGGGCCUGAACCUCGCCAUAUUGCGAUUCCCUUAUGUGUACGGUGACUACGACACCGGACUGCUGACAUCCGUCAUCUGCGUGGGGAGGACAUACAAGGAGAUCGGCCGCCCGCUGACCUUCCUCUACGCCAAAGAACGGCCGCUCAACACCGUCUGGGUAGUAGACGCGGCUCGCGCUCUCUGGACAGCUGCAACAUGGCGAGCCUCCAAAGGUCCUCUGCCUCCAAACCAGGACCCACCAUUCCCUACCGUCUUCAACAUAGUCGACCACAACAAUACGCUAAAGGGUGACCUUGCCGACGCUCUCGAACGCAAUUUUGGCAUCAAGUGCGAGUUCCUGGGUUCUUUGAUGAGCCAAUUCGCUAAAAUGAACCAGGAGCAGGUACUGGACGAGAUGAACGAGGAAACUCUAGAAGUGUGGUCCGAACUAUUGCAGGCCAAAGGGAUUACCACCUCCGGACCCAUCAGCCCCUUUCUGGAGAAAGAAGUUCUCAAAGACGCCGAUACUACCAUCGAUGGAUCCCUGUUCGAACAGACUACCGGCUUUACAUAUCUGAAAGAGAAACUUGAUCCGGACUGGCUUAGUAGUGUUAUCAAAAGUUACGAACGGAUGAACUGGUGGCCUUGA
Messenger RNA from Microsporum canis CBS 113480, 1128 nucleotides. Its product is annotated as NAD dependent epimerase/dehydratase family protein. The record is from RefSeq and is a predicted model, not a curated record. NCBI's taxonomy places the organism in Eukaryota, Fungi, Ascomycota, Eurotiomycetes, Onygenales, Arthrodermataceae. The coding region runs from base 1 to 1128 and encodes 375 amino acids. The transcript is spliced from 3 exons.